Messenger RNA from Octopus sinensis (East Asian common octopus), 802 nucleotides. Its product is annotated as vacuolar protein sorting-associated protein 28 homolog. The record is from RefSeq and is a predicted model, not a curated record. Gene Ontology annotation, cellular component: ESCRT I complex. Gene Ontology annotation, molecular function: protein-containing complex binding. The transcript has 9 exons. Gene Ontology annotation, biological process: protein transport to vacuole involved in ubiquitin-dependent protein catabolic process via the multivesicular body sorting pathway. Lineage: Eukaryota; Metazoa; Mollusca; Cephalopoda; Octopoda; Octopodidae. Bases 120 to 791 code for a protein of 223 amino acids.
AGAUCUCAAAGCCACCCAGAUUUAUCGUUCUUCCUCCAAUUUUGUCCAGACUGUUUCUUCUCCCAUCCAAAGUGUGUUCGUUCGUCUUGUCUUCCUCCUGCUAGUUUGUGGAGGAGACAAUGUUUGCCCAGAUACCACAAAACUCCCAUGGAGCAGCAUCCGCCACUAAUCCUGACCUUUAUGAGGAGGUGAAACUACACCGCACUGCCCGUGAAAGAGAAAAAUAUGACAACAUGGCUGACCUUUAUGCUGUAAUUAACACAUUACAGAGUUUAGAGAAAGCAUAUAUCAAAGAUGCUGUCCUACCAAAAGAAUAUACAGCAGCCUGUUCCAAACUGUUAGUCCAAUACAAGGCAGCAUUCAAACAAGUUCAAUGUAAUGCCUUUCCCACUGUUGAAGACUUUAUGAAAAAAUACCGUCUUGACUGUCCUGCUGCCUUGGAACGGAUAAAAGAGGAUCGCCCUAUUACCAUCAAAGACGAUAAAGGAAACACAAGCAAAUGUAUUGCUGAUAUUGUAUCACUUUUUAUUACAGUUAUGGAUAAACUAAGAUUGGAAAUCCGUGCUAUGGAUGAGAUUCAACCAGACCUUCGUGAAUUAAUGGAGACUAUGACGCGUCUAAGUUUAUUACCUCAAGACUUUGAAGGAAAAGAAAAAGUAUCAAAAUGGUUGACAACCCUCAGUGCAAUGCAUGCAUCAGAGGAACUCAAUGAUAACCAAGUGCGGCAAAUGCUGUUCGAUCUGGAGAGUGCAUACAAUGAUUUCAACCGUGUGUUGCACGAUAACAUCUAAUAUAUAAAAAA